This is a messenger RNA of Talaromyces stipitatus ATCC 10500, 1843 nucleotides long. RefSeq names its product cytochrome P450 monooxygenase, putative. The record is from RefSeq and is a predicted model, not a curated record. The transcript is spliced from 3 exons. Gene Ontology annotation, molecular function: oxidoreductase activity, acting on paired donors, with incorporation or reduction of molecular oxygen; monooxygenase activity; heme binding. NCBI's taxonomy places the organism in Eukaryota, Fungi, Ascomycota, Eurotiomycetes, Eurotiales, Trichocomaceae. Bases 183 to 1790 code for a protein of 535 amino acids.
AACACUAACAAUUGUCUCUUUCCAACGCUUUUAGCCUCUUAUCAAAGAAUCCGGGGUUGACCUGUUUGCGGGGUUUCAUUCAUCUUUUCUCAACGUCACCGAGCGCAUAGAUACGGAUAGCAACGGAUAUUUCUAUCGUCACCUUUUUGGGGGAGGAAAGAGAAGGACAAUAUCACAACGGAAUGAUUUCCGAAUCUCUUGGUCUGACACAGUUUGUAGCGACUGUGGGAGUUGUGGGUAUCGUGAUUGCUACAGUUGGAUACGUCGCCUACAAUCGCCUUCUCCAUCCAGUACGACACGUCAAAGGCCCGUUCCUCGCAACUGUUACGCCAUGGGUACAACUCUACCACGGCCUAAAGGGUGACCGACACCUAUGGCUGCACAACCUGCAUCAACAAUACGGUUCCCAUGUACGCGUAGCCCCCAAUUUCGUCUCUGUCAAUACUUCCCAGGGUCUGCGUGACAUUUACGGUCACGGUAAAAAAUUCAAAAAGGCGGAUUUCUACCACGGUUUCGCUGCCAUCAAGGGUGUAUACAACACUCACAAUGCAAUCGAUAAAACCAUCCACGGCAAGAAACGUCGUGUUCUGAGCCAUGCGUUCUCUGACCAGGCCCUCAAGGAGAUGGAAGAUGUCAUGUUGAUCCACAUCCGUCAACUUUGUGCCGUGCUAGGUGAAGAGCCCCGAUACGCGAGUGAUACCAUCUUGCCGAACGAGUAUAAGACGGAAAAGGGCCAGAUUGUGCGGAAUAUGAGUAACUGGCUGGGCUUCAUGACCUAUGAUGUUUUGGGAGAGUUGUGUUUUGGAAAGAGUUUCAAUCUGUUGAUUGAUGGUGCGAGGCGGGAUAUGGUUCAUUUGGUUGAUCGAGCUGCCUAUCGGCACUAUGUUUGCGGCCUCUGGAUGCCUCUAGAUAGAUGGGGUCUGGACAAAAUCUUCAUCCGGAAAUUGACCAUGGACCGAUGGAAUUUCAUCAUGAAAUCACGCGCCGAAGCCACGGAACGAGCCAAGGAGCGAGUCGAAGCAGGCCAUGAAGCAAAAAAGGACUUUUUCUACUAUUUGCUAAAUGCAAAAGAUCCCGAAACCGGCGAAGGCCUCUCAAUGAAAGAGUUAUGGGGUGAAGCAAAUGUGCUCAUGGUCGCAGGAAGUGAUACCACAUCGACAAGUAUUGUAGCAACAUUGUUCUAUCUCGUUCGACAUCCGGAAGUUAUGAGCAAGCUGAAAAGGGAAGUGAGAUCCAGUUUCACAGAGGUAGAACAGAUCGUGAGCGGUCCGGGACUCAAUGACCUGACGUAUCUCAAAGCAUGUAUUGAUGAAGCGAUGCGAUUGUCACCGGCUGUCCCAGGAUCCAUCCCUCGUGAAGCAAUGGAAGGCGGCGCUGAAGUCGAUGGCGUCUUCUUACCAGCUGGUAGCGAAUGCGGCACACCUGCAUUCUCUAUCCAUCGUUCACCAGACUACUAUCGCGAACCAUUAUCAUACAUGCCCGAACGCUGGAUUGAAGGGGCAACAUGCCAGACUCAAUCCGGACAGCAAUCAUGGAAAACCACAAAGAAUGAAAUCGAAGUCGCGCGCAAUGCGUUUUGUCCAUUUAGUAUUGGACCCCGAGGAUGUAUUGGGAAGAGCAUGGCGUUGAUGGAGAUGCGGAUUACGCUGGCUAGGUUGAUGUUUUUGUUUGAUAUUGAGUUGGCUGAUCGGACCGGCGAGGAUACUGAUGGAUUCUUGAAGUUGACGGAUCAUUUUGUGUCGGCCAAGACAGGGCCAAAUGUGUUUAUUCGGCGGAGACAAGAUGUAUAAUCGUAUGAACUGAAUUGACAUAUUCAAUUAUCAACGUCAGUUUGUGCGUGUGU